UUCCGGCGGGGGAGGAGCGGUGGGUGGUGGUGGCUGCAGGAGCGUUGGGGGGUCUUGGACCUGGGCAUCUGCUCUCUGCCACCAUCUGACACAGGAGACUCGGCAAGACGGAACAUCAGGCAGUUGGCUGCAUCCCCAUCCCAUCCCAGAGGUGGCCGUGGGAUCACUGGGGGAAUCCCUCGGGGCUUGGCUCCCUCUGGGAGCCUGCUGGCUGCUUUGCUGGCGCCGCGGGCGGCGGAGGCGAUGUUCCGGACGGUGAUCAUGAUGGCUUCCAGCCUGGCCCUCACCACGGCUGUGGUAGCUCACGCUUAUUACCUGAAGCACCAGUUCUAUCCUACCGUCGUCUACCUGACCAAGUCUAGCCCCAGCAUGGCAGUCCUCUAUAUCCAGGCAUUCGUCCUGGUUUUCCUCCUGGGCAAAUUCAUGGGUAAAGUGUUUUUCGGGCAGCUGCGAGCCGCAGAGAUGGAGCAUCUCCUGGAGCGGUCAUGGUAUGCCGUCACAGAGACCUGCCUGGCCUUCACCGUCUUCAGAGAUGACUUCAGCCCCCGCUUCGUGGCCCUCUUCACCCUCCUCCUCUUCCUCAAGUGCUUCCACUGGCUGGCUGAGGACCGGGUGGACUUUAUGGAGCGGAGCCCCAACAUCUCCUGGCUCUUUCAUUUCCGUAUUGCCUCUCUCAUGCUCUUGCUGGGCGUUCUAGAUUUUCUUUUUGUCAGCCAUGCCUACCACAGCAUCCUCACCCGAGGGGCCUCGGUGCAGCUGGUCUUUGGGUUCGAGUAUGCCAUCCUCAUGACCAUGGUACUCACCAUUUUCAUCAAGUAUGUCCUGCACUCAAUCGACCUCCAGAGUGAGAAUCCCUGGGACAACAAGGCUGUCUACAUGCUCUACACGGAGCUCUUCACGGGCUUCAUCAAGGUGCUUCUCUACAUGGCCUUCAUGACCAUCAUGAUCAAGGUGCACACCUUCCCUCUCUUCGCCAUCCGGCCCAUGUACCUGGCCAUGAGGCAGUUCAAGAAGGCUGUGACGGACGCCAUCAUGUCCCGCCGCGCCAUCCGCAACAUGAACACCCUGUACCCCGAUGCCACCCCAGAAGAGCUACAAGCCAUGGACAAUGUGUGUAUCAUCUGCCGGGAGGAGAUGGUGACAGGCGCCAAGCGCUUGCCUUGCAAUCACAUUUUCCAUACCAGCUGCCUGCGGUCAUGGUUCCAGCGCCAGCAGACCUGCCCCACGUGCCGUAUGGAUGUCCUGCGUGCCUCAUUGCCUGCCCAGUCCCAGCCUCCGCCCGAGCCGCCAGAGCCAGGCCAGCAGCAGCAGCAGCACACGCCGCUGGUGCCCCAGCCCCCCAACUUCCCCCAGGGCGUCCUGCCCCCAUUUCCUCCAGGGAUGUUCCCCUUCUGGCCUCCUAUGGCUCCAUUCCCGCCAGUCCCCGGCGUCCAGCCAGCCAACAACGCCGAGAACCCUGCAGCCGCCUCCAGCUCGCCCUCCACCUCUGGGGCUCAGGCAACAGCCAGUACCUCACGCCCCAGUGGAGACUCGGCAGCAGGAUCAGACACUGCUGCCCCUGCAGGAACCGUGCCGGGCUUACCCUUCCCUCCCCCCUGGAUAGGGAUGCCAUGGCCCCCUCUGUUUGGUUUCCCUCCCAUGCCGGUGCCACCUGCCGGGUUUGCAGGGCUCACGGAUGAAGAGCUCCGGGCCAUGGAGGGCCACGACCGGCAGAACCUGGAAGCCCGGCUACAGUGCCUACAGAACAUCCACACGCUCCUGGAUGCGGCCAUGCUCCAGAUCAACCAGUAUCUCACUGUCCUAGCAACCAUUGGGUCACCCCGUCCUGCCCAGCCUCCCAGCACAUCCACCUCGACCCAGGUCCCCCACACUGAUGAAUCUACCACCUUGCCUUCGCCAGACAGCACUACACCUCCGGUGGCAUCUCCAGAGGGGGCCACAUCUGGUGAACCGGACUCAACAGGUCAAACAGAUCUGUCUGGCCUGGGGGGUGCUGAAGGCUACACGCCACCAGGUCCUGCCCUCGAGGAAGAGGAGGAGCUGUCUUCAUCCGGGGAGCCUGACACGGCCGAGCUUCGCCGGCGCCGGCUUCAGAAACUGGAAUCACCCCCUGCCCCCUCACACUGACACCCCUCGGAGCCCAUCUUGCCCAGUGACUGGUAUUUUUGGCUCGUGACUUUGUUUUCUCUUCUCCGCCCUCCCUAAUUUGUUUAAAAAGAAAGUUUAAAAAGAAAAAAAAAAAACAUUAAAAAAAUAAGACAGACGCGCAACGUCAGGGGCCACGGGGCCAGGGACCUCGACGGGCUGAGACUAACCCACCCCAGCCAGCGGAAGGAGGAGGCCACAGCCAUGAUGCUACGGGUUUGGGGGGGGUUGGAAUGGACUCUGCCUUUUUGUUUCUAACUUAAAACCCCACCCUCGAAUGCAAA
Alligator sinensis (Chinese alligator) is the source of this 2429-nucleotide messenger RNA. It is a transcript of the gene SYVN1, whose product is annotated as synoviolin 1. Gene Ontology annotation, cellular component: cytoplasm. The transcript is spliced from 17 exons. Bases 244 to 2127 code for a protein of 627 amino acids. The record is from RefSeq and is a predicted model, not a curated record. NCBI's taxonomy places the organism in Eukaryota, Metazoa, Chordata, Crocodylia, Alligatoridae.